AUGAAGGCAUGGGAUCCCAAUGUGAACUUCAAGAAAGAAGAUGUUAAAAAGGUUCCUAUAUGGGUUCAGAUUGAAGACCUGGAUCUGAAAUAUUGGGGACAAAGAUCGUUGUUCAAAAUAGUUGGUCAAGUAGGUGAGCCGAUUAUGGUGGAUAGUGUUACAAGAGAGAGGGAAAGGUUGAACUAUCCUAGAAUUCUUAUUGAAGUUAGGAUAGACCAAAAUUUUCCUGAUAUGUUAGAGUUUGAGAAUGAGUAUGGCAACAACACCCAUGUAGGCAUCAAGUAUGAAUGGAAGCCAAUUGCUUGUAAUAAUUGCUUUGGCUUGGGGCAUUCGACUAUUGAUUGUAAGAAGAGUGCUAAAGUGGAAAAGAAGUGGAUACUGAAGGAAUAUCAUAGGCCAAAACCAGUAGUAGAUGAGGAUGGCUUUCUUCAAGUUUCAAGAGGUUCAAAGGGGCAAGUGCAGCCCACUAAGUCAGCGGUUUUAAGGAUGGAAAACACUUUGCAAGCUUUAAAUUCUGACCUGGAACAGCAAGAAGAAGCAGAAAUGGAGAUUGUAAAUGAAGAAGAAGAGGGCAAUACCGGAGGGGGGAAGAUCCCUCUCUCUUCAAUGGAUAAACUCUUAUGUUGGAAUGUCCGAGGAGCCAACAAUCAACAAAAACAGCGGCUAAUCAAGCAAUUUAUUAGUCUCCAAAAAGUUGAUUUUGUUGGGCUCCUUGAGACAAGAGUCAAGGCUCGAAAACUUGGUGUCUUGUACUCAAAUAUUUUUGACGGUUGGUGUUUUUCAUCCAAUAUUGCGUGGCAUAAGGGGGGGAAGAUAGUAAUAGCAUGGAAUCCUUCACGAUUCAUUGUUGAUAUUAUUAGAUGCACAAGUCAAUUUAUGCAUCUAAAAAUUUCAACAGUGGAUGGUAUGUUUGAUAGUUUUGUUACUGUUGUGUAUGCUUCAAAUAGCAGAAUGGAAAGGAAAAAGCUAUGGGAGGAUAUAUGUGGAUUGAACACAUGUGAAAAGUGGUGUCUUAUGGGAGAUUUUAAUGAGAUUUUAGCUAAAGAGGAAAGGGUAGGUCUACGGGUGUCAAGUUGGCCUGAUGGAGAUUUUUUACAGUGUGUUGCUUGUUGUAAUUUGGAAGAUAUAAAGAGCAGUGGUAACUUUUUUACAUGGACAAACAAACAACAUGGGGGAGAUCGAAUCUUUUCCAAGAUUGACAGGGUGUUAGCUAAUCAAGAAUGGCUGAACAAGUAUGAAACUGCUGAAGUUGUGUUCCUUAAUGAGGGAUUGUUCGAUCACUGUCCAGCUAUAAUCUCCUUAUAUCCGGUUGUUGCUAGUGGCCUAAAGCCUUUCAAAUACUUUCGAAUGUGGAAAGCCCAUUCUAAGUUUGAGAGUUGUUUGGUAGACAUUUGGUCAAAGCAAUUAAGUGGAUCAAAAAUGUUUCAGGUGGUGACGAAAUUGAGAAGUUUGAAAGUGGCUUUGAAAGACAUCAAUAGAGAGGGAUUUUCGAAUUUGCAAGGUACUUGUUCAUGUGGCUAA
Cannabis sativa is the source of this 1521-nucleotide messenger RNA. RefSeq lists its product as uncharacterized. The coding region runs from base 1 to 1521 and encodes 506 amino acids. The transcript has a single exon. NCBI's taxonomy places the organism in Eukaryota, Viridiplantae, Streptophyta, Magnoliopsida, Rosales, Cannabaceae. Gene Ontology annotation, molecular function: catalytic activity. The record is from RefSeq and is a predicted model, not a curated record.